This is a messenger RNA of Amorphotheca resinae ATCC 22711, 2950 nucleotides long. RefSeq lists its product as hypothetical. Gene Ontology annotation, cellular component: Pwp2p-containing subcomplex of 90S preribosome; small-subunit processome. Bases 36 to 2921 code for a protein of 961 amino acids. Gene Ontology annotation, biological process: maturation of SSU-rRNA. The transcript is spliced from 2 exons. The record is from RefSeq and is a predicted model, not a curated record. Lineage: Eukaryota; Fungi; Ascomycota; Leotiomycetes; Helotiales; Amorphothecaceae. Gene Ontology annotation, molecular function: protein binding; snoRNA binding.
AGAAUUCAGACGUUAAGACGAGCCAGCAUGUAAAGAUGGUCAAAUCAUACUUGAAGUUUGAACAAUCGAAAACCUUCGGCCUCGUCACUUCAAGCACAUCCAACGUAGUUUGGUGCCCAACUGCGAGCUCAACCACUGGGUCCGGACGAGCUGUCGCUGCCGCCAACGAAGAAGUUCUAUGCUGGGACAUCAAGAAGGGUGAACUUCUGAGUCGCUGGGUCGAUAAAACCUGCAAAUCACAAGUCACGGCCAUUGCGCAAAGUAAGACGGAUCAAGACAUAUUCGCUGUAGGAUACGAAGAUGGCAGCAUUAGAUUGUGGGAUUCCAAGAUCUCAACAGUCAUUCUAAAGUUUAAUGGCCACAAAUCAGCGGUUACUGCUCUUGCUUUCGACAAAUCUGGCGUCCGACUGGCCAGUGGAUCGAAGGAUACCGACUUGAUAUUAUGGAAUCUUAUUGAGGAGGAGGGCAAGGUUAGAUUGAGGGGACAUAAAGACCAGAUUACUGGAUUGCAAUUCUUGGAACCAGAUGCACCCGAGGAGUUUGGGGAGGAUGGAGAACAAAUACUUACCGCUGACGAUGCUGCAAAUUCCGAAGGGUUUCUCCUGACCACCGGCAAGGAUGCUAUGAUCAAACUUUGGGAUUUAGCAUCAAAUCAUUGCAUCGAGACCCAUGUCGCCCAGACAAAUGGAGAAUGUUGGUCGCUUGGAGUGGCACCUGAUGGCAGUGGUUGUAUCACAGCUGGGAACGAUGGUGAGAUGAAAGUAUGGUCUAUCGAUAUUACUGGUCUUUACAAAUUCUCGAAACGAGUGAAUGACGAUGUCGAAAGUCGGUAUCUUCAUGACAGAGGGCUACUCCAACGUCAGAAUAAAGACAAGGCCCUUGAAGUCAGCUUUCACCCGCGGCUGGAUUAUUUUGCUGUCCAUGGAUCAGCAAAGGCAGUUGAAAUUUGGAGAAUCAGAUCAGAGGAUGAAGUAAAAAAGAGUUUGGCGCGGAAACGUAAGAGGAGAAGGGAAAAGCAGGUCUCAGAAGGCAAGGGAGUGGACGCAGAUACGGCAGAAUUGGAUGAAAAGGCUGAGGAUAUCUCGAGUGCUGAGAUUACGGACUUUUUUGUUCCACACGUGAUAGUCAGGACCAGCGGUAAAGUUCGAUCACUGGACUGGAUACGGAGCAAGGAAUCGAAGCAUAUUCAGUUCCUCGUGGCAACCACCAACAAUCAGCUGGAAGUCUACAAAGCCGCGACAAAGGAUAAGUCCAAGAAGACAAAGAGCGACGAGUUGCCGGAUUACUCGCGACCUCUUUCGGUGGAGUUACCAGGUCACAGAGCUGAUGUGAGAUCUCUUGCACUCAGCUCUGACGACAGGAUGCUUGCAUCUGCAUCUAAUGGCAGCCUGAAGAUCUGGAACGUGCGAACAAGGAGCUGUAUUCGGACCUUCGAAUGUGGCUAUGCCUUGUGCUGCUCCUUCUUACCUGGUGACAAAAUUGUGGUUGUUGGUACGAAGACUGGAGAGUUAGAAUUGUUUGAUGUGGCUUCCGCUGUUAUGCUCGAUACGGUGAAGGCACAUGAAGGUGCCAUAUGGACAUUACAAGUGCAUCCAGAUGGACGGUCUGUCAUUUCGGGGAGCGCAGACAAGUCAGCCAAGUUUUGGAAUUUUGAAGUUGUUCAAGAAGAAAUCCCUGGGACGAAACGCACCACGCCGCGGUUAAAACUUGCUCAUACACGAACACUGAAAGUCUCUGAUGACAUCCUGAGCGUUCGAUUCUCUCCAGAUGCCCGUCUACUGGCCGUUGCUUUACUAGAUAACACCGUGAAGGUGUUCUUCGUCGAUUCGCUUAAACUCUUCUUGAAUCUGUACGGCCAUAAGUUACCUGUUUUGAACAUGGAUAUAUCAUUCGAUAGCAAGCUUAUUGUUACUUGUUCUGCUGACAAGAACAUACGGCUUUGGGGUCUCGAUUUUGGAGAUUGCCACAAAGCAUUCUUUGGUCAUCAAGACAGUAUACUUCAAGUUGCCUUCGUGCCUCACAACCAGGAUGGCAAUGGUCACCACUUCUUUAGCAGCAGUAAAGACCGAAUGAUCAAAUAUUGGGACGGUGACAAGUUUGAGCAGAUCCAGAGAUUGGAUGGACACCAUGAUGAGGUUUGGGCUCUGGCUGUAAGUCGAGCCGGGAACUUCUUGGUGAGCGCUAGUCACGACAAAAGCAUACGGGUUUGGGAACAGACAGAUGAACAGAUAUUCCUAGAAGAAGAGAGGGAGAAAGAGAUGGAGGAACUGUACGAAAGCACGAUGAUGACAUCACUUGAGCAGCAAGAAGAAAACAAGGACGAGGAGGUUGGGGCCCCCGGCAAGCAGACGGUGGAAACCAUAAUGGCUGGAGAGAAAAUAGUUGAAGCUCUGGAGCUUGGAAUGGCCGACUUGGAACUGAUGAAGGAGUGGGAAGCAGCAAAAGCUGCGCAACCCAACACCGCCCCACCGCCUCGAAACCCGCUCUAUAUGGCAUUGGGAGGUAUCAGCGCCGAAGAACACGUCUUAAGCGUCCUGCAGAAGAUUCAAGCGGCCGCUCUUCAAGACGCAUUGCUUGUGCUUCCAUUCUCAAUGGUGCCAUCUUUGUUUACGUUCCUUAACAUCUUCCUAACGAGAUCCAUGAAUGUUCCCUUGACCUUCCGCAUCUUGAACUUUAUGCUCAAGAUCCACCAUCGCCAGAUUGUGGCUAGCAAGACUAUGCGGUCGAUGCUGGACGGAAUUAGAGUCAACUUACGCAAGGCUCUGGACAAUCAGAAGAAGGAGAUAGGCUUUAAUCUCGCAGCCUUGCGGGUCGUCAGUGCCAGAGUCAAAGACAAUCAGGCGAAGGAUUUUGUAGACGAAGAUACCUGGGAUGUAGAUGAGAAAGGGCCAAAAAAGCGUGGUUUUGUUCAUGUAGCAUAGGUAAACUAAAAAGGAAUAUAUCCAGGUUC